GCGUGACACGAAGCACGUGUCUUUUCACCGUUUCCACGAUGUGCGUCGACGCGAAUAAAUACGAUGCACGGUGUGCAAUAGAAUUGUAUACGGAGUGCAGAUGUAGAUUGAGUUGUACAUUGAGUGUAGGUUAGAUUGUCCGGUUGGGUGAGUUACGAAUUUGUCAAGCUAUUGUCGCGUCGCGGAACAGAGUGCAAUUAUCCAAGAGCGCUUAGAAAAUGGCUACAAGGUUGAUGGAAUUGUUUAAUUACGUGCUGGAAGUUGGACCGGUUGAAUCGGCGUGGAGAAAAAUGGACGGAUUGUUACCCGUUGACUUCAACAUGGAUCCUGAUACAGACAGGCCAUCAUGGACGUUGAGGCAGCGCUGCUGGAGAACUCUCCAACACUGUCGACGAUCUCGUCGGAUUGCACCGACACCACGUAUUCGGGGCCGGGCUCGCCCUAUUCCCCGGAAUCGCCCAUCAUCGUCACCUCGUCGUCCUACAAGAAAACAAAGGAUGACGAGGUCACGCCUAGACCGACACCCAGGCAUCCACUACCGCCCAGGAAGCCCAACUUCCGGAUACGACCGCCCUAUCUCAUGAUUUGCAUCAGCAUCAUAGAGAUAGCCGUACACUGUCUGGGAGACGAAGCGAUGCUGCGCAGGUGGUUGGUCUACGACCCCCGUCAGAGGGUGCAAGGAUGGAGGUUCGCCUCGUAUAUGCUGCUGCACUCGAACGCGCUUCACCUUGCGUUGAACGUGGUCAUCCAGCUGGUGCUGGCCACCCCUCUCGAGGUGGAACAAGGUCGAAUAGGAGUGGCAACCAUCUAUUUAGGAGGUGGCGUUUGCGGAGCACUCGGGGCAUCUCUUCUUCAGCCAAGCCUCUUCUUGGUUGGUGCUUCGGCAGGUGUAUAUGCCUUACUUACCAGCCAUCUUGCACACCUUUAUUUGUGUCACGGAGAGCUCCGUUAUGCCGGCUGGCGGCUAGGCGCGGUACUACUCUUAGCCAGUGCGGACGUUGCUUCACUGCCAAUCCCAGCCCUUCUGGGUUGCGGUCGAGUCGGUUGGGCCGCGCAUGUAGCUGGUGCACUGGCAGGACCUCUUCUGGGGCUGGCUGUGUUCCCAAAUCAGAGCAAAAAGGACGCAAGGGGACGACGAUUCGUCAGAUUCGUUCGCCUCUUAUCCGCCAUCAGCGUGAUGCUCCUCGUCGUAGGCGCCAUCUUGGGCAACAUCUACCUGAUCGCUCUUCCACAACUGAGAAAACCAUCCUGACAGAGGAUCGAGCUGCUCGUCAAGCUCUGCAGACGAUCCUUCCUUAUCGUCAAGAUCAGGGAAGCCGCCGAGAGCGUUUUCGAGUAGGUUCUCGCCAAUCUUAUCUCUUUGGAAUGGGAAUAUUUGCCACGUUAUUUGGACCCAGGGAGAAAAUUGGAAUCGUGUGAAAUUGUGAGAAGAAGGAUUCGAGGAUGAAAUCUGAGAUGUGGAUCUUUGAAUUUUGAAAAUUCUUGGAAAUAUUGUGGAUUAUUAAUAAAUAAGGAAAUUUUUUACAAGGUGUGGAUCGGUUGGAAGUGACAUGGUGCUGAUAGUUUGGAAAUGAUUAAGAAGAAAGAUUUCGGAAUUGAAUGGAGUAAGGAAUUAAUUUAUAAAUUGAACUUGGAAGAAAUCUUGGAAGAAU
Molecule: messenger RNA, 1652 nt
Organism: Apis laboriosa (Himalayan honeybee)
Lineage: Eukaryota; Metazoa; Arthropoda; Insecta; Hymenoptera; Apidae
Gene: rho-6
Product: protein rhomboid
Exons: 5
Coding region: 347-1252 (301 amino acids)
Cellular component (GO): membrane
Molecular function (GO): serine-type endopeptidase activity
Source: RefSeq, a predicted model, not a curated record